Molecule: messenger RNA, 8498 nt
Organism: Apus apus (common swift)
Lineage: Eukaryota; Metazoa; Chordata; Aves; Apodiformes; Apodidae
Gene: AGO4
Product: argonaute RISC component 4
Exons: 18
Coding region: 2557-4941 (794 amino acids)
Molecular function (GO): RNA binding; protein binding
Source: RefSeq, a predicted model, not a curated record
GCGCGGGCGCGGGCCCGGCGGGCCCUGUCAGCGCGGGGCGGAGGCCGCGGGCCGGGGCUGCCCCCGAGCCGGGCCGGGCCGGGCCGGCAGCCGCGGCCUGGGCGGGCGGGCCGGGGUGUGCUGCGGGCCGGGCCCCGCACAGGCCGGCGGGCGGGCUCGGGGGCAGCUCCGGGAAGGAGCAGCUGCGGCGGGGCGCGCAACUUUCCGCGGAGGCCGGCGGUGCCCUGGCAGGUCCCGCCGGGCGGCCCGGGUGUGGGUCCCGCGGCGGGGCCGCCGGGCUCUGCCGCCGCCCCGGGCAGGCCGGGCACGGCUGGAGGGGGUGCCGGGGAGCUGGGGCCUGCCGUGCUCCCUGCCUGCCCCUCCUGGGCGCUGGGCAGUCAUAGGUUGUGGUUUUGACAUCCAGCCGUUCUUAAGAAUUUAACGUGCUACUUUCCUGAAACACAGAAAUUGUUUUUUCUCAAACUCUGGUUGAAUAUUGGUAACACUUCCCGUGGGGUGUUUUCCUACUUGUGUCUCAUUCCAUGGCUGUUCUUCCAGCAAAUGUCUGCAAGAUGUCCUUCCUGACCAACGUGGUCUGCACAUCUUAUCCACCAAGUUCCUCUUUGAGCUGUUGUGAUAAUCAAAGUAGUGUUAACUUUGGUGUGGGGGGAAAUGUUUAUUGACCCAAAGGUGCAUCCCCAGGAGAAUCCAGGUUUUCAGGUAGUGGGAGGCUGGCCUGGUGAGUCUGUGUGUGCAUGUUGUGUCCCCUCUGGCUUCCAACCACAGAAGUGGAUCCUCUUUUAGUUCCCUGAACCUGCUUCCUGUCUGUGGCAACUUGGCCGAGAUGCCCAGAGCAGAAUCAACACAGAGUAGAGGAAAUUAAGAGAGUAACAGCACAUGUAGCUCUAGUCAGGCCAGCUGGGUAAAAAUCCUGAUAAAUUCAGCUUCAAGUGGGAAAACAGUUCUGAGCUUAUCCACUGGAAUUCCUUUGAGAAAUAACGUUAGAAAGGAGAAGAUGUAAGUUUUAUCUCCUUUGAUCAAAAGGGAGCGAGGUCAGUGUGGCUGUGCCUGUGCACAGAACUUGUCAAUACUGAGGGAGGGAAAUGGGUAAAUAUAGUUGUCAUUUAAUCUCUUGCAGGAGAUCAGUGCCUGCACUUACUUCAGUCUAAUUAGCACAGGAUUAAUGGAUCAUCUCUAGUAUCCAAAUAAGCACAGUAAACUUUGAUUGCCCUCAAUGAUUCACACUCCUCGGGAUGCUGCAGGUGUUUAAAGCACUGAUCACAGCCCACAGCUGGCCCCACUCUGGUGUUGAGAGCUCCUGGCUGGUCAUGGGCCAUCCCUGGUGGGUGUGGAGCCAGUGCUGCUCACCUGGGAUGUCCAUGGCCCCAGCAGACACCCCGCUACCAAGUGGGUUAUUAUUGCAUCCUUGGAAUACUUUUUGCCCUCUCCUUUGCUACUCUACGACAGAGGGAAGGAACUUUGACCACACUCAGUGCAAGCAGAUAUGGACAAACCCCAUGAAAACACAUUAUUUCAAUUGGCUUUAUGUGCAGAGUCAGCUGAGGCUGAGAUAGAGUUAAAAAAAUGUCUGUUAAUCUCGUUAACAUGGUAUCUCAGAUCUUAACACUUUGAGGAAGUUAACUAAACACUUACCUAGUGACUACUUGUGCGUGAGUACUUUUGCAAGUGUAUAGUUAUUUCCUCCUUAGAACUAUGACUGAAGCUCUUACUUUUGUCCAAAUAAAUUAUCUUCUCCGCAUCUGGUAGGAGUCUGACCUGUCCUUAUGCUUUCUCCCCAGCUUUUCUUUUUAGAGGAAAGUCUAAACCUUUCCUUGCUUCCUUCUUUUUGUUGGAAUUUUAAACUGGCUGAAAUGGUGCUCUAGGGGGAAAGCAUUUCACUGUCAUCAAAAGUGAUGAGUUCAUGAUGCAAAGGAAACAACAAAACAGUUUUAGCUUAGAUCCGGUACGGAAGCAUGUUCUAAAUUCAGUUUAGAAUAAAAAUAUUCCUUACCCGUUUCCAUGUAAUAACAUUUUUCAGAUAAAAAUUGGGGAUGUCUGUCCUAAGUUUGCCAAGACUGGCAAUCAUUAACAGCUGAACUUUAAGCCUAUAGUGAAAACAAUGAAAAAAUGUGGCUUGUGUAGCUACUGGCUGGUUCUAGAAAUGGUGGCAGGAGUGUCUUUAUCUUUACAUCACAUACAAACACAUAAGAUGUAAAUGGGGACACUCCAUCUCAAGGACUCUGUGAGGUUCAUAACCACAAUAAUGUCCCUAAAAGUUUUGAGGGUGAGUUAUGGCACUAACCUGUGUCUGCUUUAGGGAACAUGUUUGUUUUUACCCAGCAGCUGGAAGGCUGAGCCACUUGGAACCCCUCCAUUUGCAACCUCAGAAAGCUACGGCCCCCGACCAGCCUUUUCCAGCCGCCCCGUCGCCCAGGCCUGGGAACUGUUGGGAAGCCCAUCCGGCUCCUCGCCAACCAUUUUCAGGUUCAGAUCCCGAAGAUUGAUGUUUAUCACUAUGAUGUAGAUAUCAAACCAGAAAAACGCCCCCGAAGAGUGAACAGGGAGGUGGUGGACACCAUGGUGAGACACUUCAAGAUGCAGAUAUUUGGAGAUCGGCAGCCUGGGUACGAUGGGAAGAGGAACAUGUACACUGCACACCCGCUGCCCAUCGGCAGGGACAGAGUGGAUAUGGAGGUGACACUUCCAGGAGAGGGGAAGGACCAGACAUUUAAGGUGUCCAUUCAGUGGGUGUCAGUGGUCAGCCUGCAGUUGCUGCUGGAAGCUCUGGCAGGGCACCUGAACGAGGUUCCUGAGGAUUCUGUGCAGGCACUGGAUGUGAUCACAAGGCACCUUCCCUCCAUGAGGUACACUCCUGUGGGUCGCUCCUUUUUCUCCCCCCCUGAAGGUUAUUACCACCCUCUGGGUGGUGGCAGGGAGGUCUGGUUUGGUUUCCACCAGUCGGUCAGGCCUGCCAUGUGGAACAUGAUGCUCAACAUUGAUGUGUCAGCAACUGCUUUCUAUCGUGCCCAGCCUAUCAUUGAGUUCAUGUGUGAGGUCUUGGACAUUCAGAACAUCAAUGAACAAACCAAGCCUCUUACAGACUCCCAGCGUGUCAAAUUUACCAAAGAAAUCAGAGGUCUGAAAGUCGAGGUUACCCACUGUGGCCAGAUGAAGAGAAAAUACCGAGUCUGCAACGUAACUCGGCGACCAGCCAGUCAUCAGACGUUUCCUCUGCAGCUGGAAAAUGGGCAGGCAAUGGAGUGUACAGUAGCUCAGUAUUUUAAGCAGAAGUACAGUCUGCAGCUAAAAUAUCCUCACCUUCCCUGUCUCCAAGUAGGACAGGAACAGAAACACACGUACCUGCCCCUUGAGGUCUGUAACAUUGUGGCAGGCCAGAGGUGCAUCAAGAAGCUGACGGACAAUCAGACCUCCACGAUGAUCAAAGCAACCGCGAGAUCCGCGCCGGACCGGCAGGAGGAGAUCAGCAGGCUGGUGAAAAGUAACAGCAUGGUUGGUGGCCCUGACCCAUAUCUGAAGGAGUUUGGCAUCGUCGUCCAUAACGAGAUGACAGAGUUGACAGGCAGAGUUCUGCCAGCACCAAUGCUGCAGUAUGGAGGCAGGAACAAGACUGUGGCCACACCAAACCAAGGUGUGUGGGACAUGAGAGGGAAACAGUUCUACGCUGGCAUUGAGAUUAAAGUUUGGGCUGUUGCCUGUUUUGCUCCUCAAAAACAAUGCAGGGAAGACUUACUGAAGAGUUUCACGGACCAGCUGCGCAAGAUCUCCAAGGACGCGGGGAUGCCCAUCCAGGGCCAGCCCUGCUUCUGCAAGUACGCCCAGGGGGCAGACAGUGUGGAGCCCAUGUUUAAACACCUAAAACUGACUUACGUGGGUCUGCAGCUGAUCGUGGUGAUCCUACCUGGAAAGACACCUGUGUAUGCUGAAGUCAAGCGGGUUGGUGACACUCUCCUAGGAAUGGCCACUCAGUGUGUUCAGGUAAAGAAUGUGGUCAAAACCUCACCACAAACACUGUCCAACCUGUGUCUGAAGAUAAAUGCAAAGCUUGGAGGAAUCAACAACGUGCUUGUACCUCAUCAAAGGCCCUCGGUGUUCCAGCAGCCAGUGAUCUUUCUGGGAGCAGACGUGACCCACCCUCCGGCGGGGGACGGGAAGAAGCCGUCCAUCGCAGCGGUGGUGGGCAGCAUGGACGGCCACCCCAGCCGCUACUGCGCCACCGUGCGCGUCCAGACCUCCCGCCAGGAGACCUCCCAGGAGCUGCUCUACAGCCAGGAGGUCAUCCAGGACCUGACCAACAUGGUGCGAGAACUCUUGAUCCAGUUCUACAAAUCCACCCGUUUCAAGCCCACGAGGAUCAUUUACUACAGGGGGGGAGUAUCCGAAGGACAGAUGAAGCAGGUAGCUUGGCCAGAGCUGAUAGCAAUCCGGAAGGCCUGUAUUAGUUUGGAAGAAGAUUAUAGACCAGGAAUAACCUACAUUGUUGUGCAGAAAAGGCAUCACACCAGACUAUUCUGUGCUGACAAAACUGAAAGGGUGGGUAAGAGCGGCAACGUACCAGCAGGCACAACUGUGGACAGCACCAUCACGCAUCCUUCUGAAUUUGACUUUUACCUCUGUAGCCAUGCAGGAAUUCAGGGAACCAGCCGGCCUUCCCACUACCAGGUCUUGUGGGAUGACAACUGCUUCACAGCAGACGAGCUGCAGCUCCUGACCUACCAGCUGUGCCACACCUACGUCCGGUGCACGCGCUCGGUCUCUAUUCCGGCUCCCGCCUACUAUGCCAGGCUGGUGGCGUUUAGGGCCAGGUACCAUCUUGUGGACAAGGAUCACGACAGUGCUGAAGGCAGCCACGUGUCAGGACAGAGCAAUGGCCGCGAUCCUCAGGCCCUGGCCAAGGCCGUGCAGAUCCACCAUGAUACCCAGCACACCAUGUAUUUUGCUUGAGAGCAUCGGGAAAGAUGAGGCAAAACCAACAACCCGUGCAGCCCUGAAAUGGUUUGAAUGCCUACUGCUCUAGCUAGGGCCCAGUUUGUUUCAGGCUGCCCUCUACCAGCAGCUCUGAACAGUCGCACUGAACCUGUUCUUCACAGCAAUGUCUGAUGCACCAACACAAUUGAGCCAUUUGUUUCAUUAUUUUAUGUAACAGAAAUCCAUAGACUUGUCUUUUCUGAUGCAUUGGACUGAAUUUUUACCUCAAAGCGCAACAGGCCGAUCAUCCUGACAUUUUUAAAGGACUUGGCACGAAAGGUUUCUAAUGAAUAUUUUGCUAGCUGUUGUUUUUAAGUUCCCUCCUCAUCCCAUUAGCUUAUCAUGACGACUGGUUCCCUCUCUCCACGCACUGCUUAGUGAGUGUGCAUAUGAUGGCAAAAUGUUUUACUCCAGCUCAAUGUAAUUGUUCUAUUGUGUGGGGCCAUAGAUUUUUUUAAUGGAGAUUUUAGACUUCACUACUGUAAAUGCCUUUUAACAAACAUAACUUUCACAGGUAUUGCAGUUUUUGGUCGGUUUUACUAAUUAUCUUUUUAAUCUCUGCAGACCUGGGCUGCAAAGCAAUUGCACUAUACUGCGAGUUCAAAUAGGUGGUUCCUGUUCUGUGAAUGUGUAAUAUAACCAGAUAGUGAUGCCUGUCAGUAGAUUUUAAUUAUAAUGGUUACAAAUAAUACUGCCAUGGUAUCGUAACAAGUACUGAACCAUCAUUUCCCCCCUCUAAAAAUGAUAAAAACAAAAAAAAAAUUAGCUUUUAGGUAUUUUGCAGACUUUUACAAAAAAGUGCCCACUUUAUGCUGCUGUGUGGUUUGAUAAAUCUAAGUAAUUUUAAAACUUUUUUCUCAUAGAAGGUUUAACUUUGGCAAUAAAUAUUUGUUUUUUAAGCCCCCCCAACAGUGUAAUUUUCUAGCUGAGGAUUGUGCAUGAGUUAAACCAACAUUCUCGUGUCGUUUUCUGAACACACAAUUUGGCAGUUUCUGAAACUAAUUAGAAAAGACACACUUCCAUGCUUUUUUUAAGAAUUAUUUUUAACUGUUUUAUAUUCACUGUUGGUGUCCUGUCUACAACAUUUUUUAUAAGCUUGGAAAACUGGGUGUUACAUGUAGGAAAGGCUUGCCAAUCUGUACAGUCUAAGUGUAUUGUGUGACAGGCAACCUAAGGACUUGUACCAGCAUUUAAUUUUUUUUUCCCCCGGGAAUCUAGGUUGCACACACAACUGCAUUCAACAGCAUGUUGAACCAAACCAAGUCUCAUAAUCUGAUUCUGUCCCAGCCUAGAAAUUAGGGUUUUUUUAAUCUGCUUGGCUUUUUUUUUUUUUUUUCCAGCUGCAACCUGUAAUAAGGAAAGAGGGGCUUGGCUUGACUGAGUGCUCUUGAAAUCCAGAGAGUACGUUAAGAUUUCUCUUAGUGUUAACCUGAGUUAGUGCAGAUUAAAAGCUUAUUCCUAAAUUGAGUAGAGCCAACACCACUGCUUUGGUAACAGGAGUUGGAGAAGUCCAGCAUUUGCACUGUGGUCUCUGAUACUCGUCUGGGGUUUGCUGCUAAGUUGUCUGCUGUUCCAAAGCUUAGGAACCAGCCCCCUCAAAAUUUCAGCAAUAUGAAAUGCUGUUUCCUUCAGUCUUUAAGCUUGUAAAUAAAUUGAAGUUUACAUUUCUAAAUGCUGGGGUUUUUUUCAGUUGUACCAGAGUACACUGAACUUAGUCUUCAAGAAGUUUUAUAACCUUCUUGCAAGUAGUAUGUCUCAUUAAAUUAAGUUUAAACUUUUUUGUGUUGAAAAUGGGGUUAAAGCAAACUCUGCUCCUGGCACCUACUGUGGACAGGUUUAGAUUGAAAAAAAAAAAAGAAAAAUAAUCUUUUUUUAAAUUUUUUUUUAAAGAAUACCUCACUUGUGUAAUAAAAUCAGGACAUGUGGGUGGGAGACUGACCGCUGCUCCAGCUAGAUGGCUGCUUUUCUCAGUACUCGUUCAGGGAGAAUACAAAAAACCCCUUUUUAGCAUGAACUCUGACUGACCCAACACACAUGGAGAACUUUGGCACCUUGAAAAGAAACUGAGCACCCUUCUUAGGUUCUAGGAUCAAAGAUCGCUGUUUUGAGUUUGUGCACUAGACAAGAGUGUGGCUGGUCUCAUCAAGGGUGCAUAAGAAAUACUUAAUUUUAUCACCAGUUAGUUAGUUGUCCAGUGCCAAGCACUCCUAGAUCAGAUUGAGUGAAGUGGGAGCCUCUCCUUUGUUUGCCUGUGACUGGACUGAGUGUUUAACCUCCGGCUACACGGAUUGUGAGACCUCGGUGGUCUCAGACCCAGGGCCAGGACCUGAACUCCAUCUCCCUGAAACCUGCUGGGGAGAAGAGCACGGGAGUUCAGGAGGUGUCGUGGCAGUGACAGGGGGAUAAAGCUUUGGCAGUGCUGUCCUACACAGCUCUGAGCCCAGGUCUGGAGUCUGGGCUCAGCGAUCCGGAUUAACCCCUCGGGACUGACUGAAUCGUGAUGCAUGUGUCAAUCAAUGGGAAGAUGUGCAUUCUGUAGAUGUAGUUCUUAGGGUGUUUUGUUUUGGGUUUGUUUUGGGGUUUUUGUUUUUUUUUAUAUAUAUAUAUAAAUAAAGCCUGUUGGCCACUGUUUAGCUAUGUGGUGUGGAAGAUUUUAAAUGUAGCAAAGUUUAAAGAGUUGAGGAAGGGGGUGGUUGACGCUUAAAAAAAGAAAAAAAAAAAAAAAGAGGCAGAAAUCUCAUUUUGAAACCAAUUCUGCUUGCUUUGUGACCAGCUGAACUCUGAAAAAGCUCUGGCAAUCACUAGUUAGCCUGUCUCCAACAUGUGAACAGCCUGGCUUAUUUGUUGUUGUGAGCACCACAAGCACCAGGGUUAUUUAACCUCCAUCAGCAGCUUUGCUCUUCCCUGGGGAGGGGCAUCUUUGUUCAGAUCCAGUGUUUGAUGAAACCCACCCCCCCCAAUACCUUUGUGGAUGUGCUGUAGGAUUUUUCUUGCUCAAUAGCAAGGGAGUAACUCUGCUUUCAUUUUUGGAAGGCAGGGUUUGGAGGGCAUUGUAUCAAUACUGUUUCAACUACAAGGUUUUUUCCUUGUGCAUUGGAGGAAAGAUCUUGUAAUAUCAUUUACAGGUUUUCUUAUACCUUGCUAUUGACAUUUUCAUAUUUCUAUGUCUAGAGGCUGAGACUUCAAUGUAAAAUGUUUGCAUUUGUUCAUUUUGACUUAUGAUGUAAUUUUUGUUUCUAUAUUGUUAGACUUGUAAUGUUUUAAAUUGUAUUUUAUUAAAUUUGGACUGGAUGUAUGUCUAUAGCAAUACGAGGUACUCUUUCUAAACUGUUCUGGGCAGGUUAGCAGCCCCAUGUUGCAGUAAGAUGCUGGUCGUGUACAACUUGCAAUGUAUUUUAUUUUAUUUUUUUUUAGCCUGCAGGGAUAUUUUGUGUUCAUGUGUCCAAAAAUAAUAAUAAAAAAAUACUGGCAUUCUUGUGCCAAAUGUUCUGUUUUUCCUUGUUGAUGUCUAAUAAAUGCAAUGUACAGAGUGA